Molecule: messenger RNA, 1904 nt
Organism: Syngnathoides biaculeatus (alligator pipefish)
Lineage: Eukaryota; Metazoa; Chordata; Actinopteri; Syngnathiformes; Syngnathidae
Product: inactive phospholipase D5-like
Exons: 10
Coding region: 114-1883 (589 amino acids)
Molecular function (GO): catalytic activity
Source: RefSeq, a predicted model, not a curated record
CUUCAUCACUAUACCCGAUGUGCUUAGCUAAACAAAGUCCAGCUCAUUUUAUAGUCUAGACCUGACUACCAAGCAGACUUGGAAUUCACACUUGUUCAGAAGGACCACCUUUGAUGCACCAUGCACAGGAGCUUCCACGACGAAGGGAACCCCGACGUCAUGAAUCUGCGGUGAGAUCAGGGAGGCGCACCAGCAAUUGCGAGCAUGGACCUACGAGGUCCCAGAGGGCCGGCGGUCAGCCAGGAACUGAAGGGUUUCAGGUUAGGGAUUCAGGCUGCCGGGAUCCCGGCCAGCAGCGUCAUUUCGGCCGUGCAGCAGCAGGACUACUCGGCCAGCGUCUGGCUCCGCAGGAGGGACAAACUGGAACAUUCUCAGCAGAAGUGCAUCGUGGUCUUUGCCCUGCUGUGCUGCUUCGCCGUGCUGGUGGCGCUCAUCUUCUCGGCAGUGGACAUUUGGGAGUUGUUCUGGUGGAGAACAUUCCAGAAGAUGUCGCCUUCACGAACAGCACCGCAUCCCACCUCCCCCUGUCGUCGGGGCUCUUCGGCCUACUGGAUCGGGCCAGCCGCGUGGUGGAGAUCGUCUCCCCACGGUGGCUCCUCAACUCCACCGAAUACGAGUCUAACUUCCAUCCUGCAACCAAACAGGGUAGACUUUUGCUGUCCAGGCUGCUGGCACUGAAGUCCAGGAAAAUACAGCUAAAGAUCUCCAGCGGGAUUGUGGACUCGGCAGAGCUUAAGACACUCGCCAGACACGGCGCAGAGGUGCACUAUUUGAACAUGACGGCGCUGACAAAAGGUCACCUCCACUCAUCCUUCUGGGUGGUGGACAGGAGACACUUCUACAUCGGCAGCGGCAGCAUGGACUGGAGAUCCCUGGCCACAAAGAAGGAGCUGGGUGUGAUGGUGUACAACUGCAGCUGUCUGGCUCUGGACCUCCACAGGGUGUUCAAUGUCUACUGGGGGCUCCAGUACAAGGACUUCAUCCCCUCCUUCUGGUCCAAACGCCUCUUUGCCUUCUUCAACAAGGACUCGCCACUGGAGCUCACCCUAAACAGCACCAAGGCCCAAGCAUAUGUCACUACCUCCCCGGAUGUUUUCAUCCCCAAAGAUCGAAGCAGUGACCUGGAAGCUAUUUCACGGGUCAUAAAGGAUGCCCGUCACUUCGUGUACAUCUCUAUCACAGACUACUUGCCCCUACUCAACACCAGCGCUUACAGGUACUGGUCUCGUAUCGAUGGGCUUAUCAGGGAAGCUCUGAUCCUGAGGAGGGUGCGCGUACGUCUGCUGAUAAGUUGCAGGGAAAACACUCAUCCGCUGACGUUCAACUUUGUGUGGUCUCUGAGGAGUCUGUGCAUGGAGGAGACCAACUGCUCGCUAGAAGCUAAGUUCUUCAACCCCAGACUGCAGAGGGAUGGCAAUCUCCAAGGCAUAAACCACAACAGGUUCAUGGUGACGGACAGAGCCAUUUAUUUAGGUAACCUGGACUGGGUGGGGAAUGAGUUCACCUACAAUGCAGGCGUAGGCCUGGUCAUCAGUCUGACUGAAGUGGUCCAGGAGGAGAGGAACACCACAGUGGUGCAGCAGUUCCGGGCCGCCUUCGAGAGGGACUGGUUUUCCAGCUACACCUGCUCCCUUCAGGCCAACAAGAUCCCAAUCUGCAGCAAGCACCAGAUGAACAGAGUGGUGCCGGCCAAAGACAGCCAGUUGGAUGGCGGGCCAGCGCCCAUCAGGAUGGGUCAGCAUAAUAAUAUCACUCCGGCAUCGAUGAGAAACGAUCCCAAAGACGAUGGGCAGGAUGGCAAAGCGAGGCGCCGGGAUGGAGUUCAGGGUGAGACCGAUGGACUGGUACCAGUUGGAGACCAGAAAGUCGAUCGACUUGAAUAGACACGGGUACAAAUCAGAAGG